GGCCUUAACAAGACAUGUUUUUAUUUUUCUCAUUUUACAGAGCUCAGUGUUGCAGAGCUGGGAGGGGGGGACUCUGGCAUCUUCACAAUACUUCCAUUUCUGAAUUCAGGUUGGCUGAUCCCAUGGACACCUCUCAGUCAGCAGAGAAAGGAAAAGGGCAAGGGAUGUGUAUUUUUGUCAUGGCUUCAUCUAUGUCACACAUCCCUUUGACUCGAUUCUCACCGACCAUUACAAAUCAUAAACCAGACAGGUGGGAGGAUGGGGUCUGUAGUGGGGCGGUCAUAUGCCCACUUAAAACUUGUCACAUUUCAGGCACGAGAUUCUGGUGACUAAGUACUUUUCCUGUCCUGUCUGAUCCCGAACCACAUGUCAGCUGCUUCUCUCUUUGGCUUGUGCCUGCUGGUUGCUGCUAGGGUGCCCAUCACUAAUUAGGUCCCGUGGUGGAGGGACUCCCUACAGCUAAGGCACCAUGCUUGAAAGGGGAAAGCGGCUGUAACUGAAUUUGCUGCGGGCCCUCACCUGAAUUCCCCACCACAGCUCCCCUCACUGCUGACACCAUGCGGGAGUAACCAUCAGAACGUCUCCUACUAGGGACCUCUCCUGUCUUCCUGGUCCUUGUCUAAGGAUCCUCUGAUCCCAGCAAUGUUCUCAGGACACAGUGACAGCACUUCUCCAACCACCCUCCCCGCCUAAGUGGCACUUUUUGCCUGGAACUUAAAUUUUUAUUUUAAAAGAGGAUGACCUCAAGCAUCGUCCAGCUCUGAAAGGCCCCGCGAUUCCAGCAGACGAGCCAGAAAUGGCCCUAAGAAGUGACACGGAAACGUGAAGGAGUUUACGAAGCCCGGCCAGCUCCAACUCCUGCAGGACGCACACUCCAGCUCACACUACGGGAGCUGUCCGGGCCGUAGAUCCCUCGUCGCAGUCAGAGAUGAUGUCCAGUAAUUUCCAAAAGGGGACAUUUGCUCUCACAGAAGAAUCAAGAAGGAAGCCAGUGGGAUUAGAGUAGCGGCGAUAACUCAGCCUUCCACAAAACGACGCCCAGCGCCGCCUGCUCCCGCACUACCGAUAGAGAACGCAAGACAUUUCGCACUGCCUGUUUCGAGAGCUAAGACCCGCCGCCCAGGCUGAGUCCGAAAACCUACAGUCUCUCUGGGCAAGCCCGAUCCCACAUCUGCGUGUGACGGUGCGGCGUGCUGGCGCUACCGGAAGACCGCCUGCCGGAGCGCGCCGGAAUUUUCUCUCCCAAUCUCCGGCUGGAUCUCCCUUUCACUUCCGGUCCCUUUCUUUUACGUUUCCGACAAAACAUGAGGCUCUGUGGGCCGUUAGAAUCUUCAGUUCCUGCGAGCGUCGGCUUCGUCUGGGAACAUCCCGUACGCCCGUUCACUUCCGGUCCCUUUCUUUUACGUUUCCGACAAAACAUCAGGCUCUGUGGGCAGUUAGAAUCUUCAGUUCCUGCCGGGCGCGGUGGCUCACGCCUGUAAUCCCAGCUCUCAGGGAGGCAGAGGCGGGAGGAUAGCUUGAGCCCAGGAGUUCGAGACCUGCCUGGGUAAUAUAGCGAGACCCCGUUCUCCACAAAAAGGAAGAAAAAACAAACAAACAAACAAAAAAAGAAUCUUCAGUUCCUGUGAGCGUCGGCUUCGUCUGGGCACGUCCGGUACUCCCUUUCACUUCCGGUCCCUUUCUUUUGCGUUUCCGACAAAACAUCAGUGUCUGUGGGCAGUUAGAAUCUUCAGUUCCUGUGAGCGUCGGCAUCUUUUGGGCCUGUGGAGUUUCUUGGACAGGGGCUGCAGGGCUCCAGGACGGCGCCCUUAGCGACACCAUGGCCCGAAAUGCAGAAAAGGCCAUGACGGCCUUAGCAAGAUUUCGCCAGGCUCAGCUGGAAGAGGGAAAAGUGAAGGAACGAAGACCCUUUCUGGCCUCAGAAUGUACAGAGCUGCCCAAAGCUGAGAAGUGGAGACGACAGAUCAUUGGAGAGAUCUCUAAAAAAGUGGCUCAGAUUCAGAAUGCUGGUUUAGGUGAAUUUCGAAUUCGUGACCUGAAUGAUGAAAUUAACAAGCUGCUAAGGGAGAAAGGACACUGGGAGGUCCGGAUAAAGGAGCUGGGUGGUCCUGAUUAUGGAAAAGUUGGUCCUAAAAUGCUGGAUCAUGAAGGAAAAGAAGUCCCAGGAAACCGAGGUUACAAGUACUUUGGAGCUGCAAAAGAUUUGCCUGGUGUUAGAGAGCUGUUUGAAAAAGAACCUCUUCCUCCUCCCAGAAAGACACGUGCUGAGCUCAUGAAGGCAAUCGAUUUUGAGUACUAUGGUUACCUAGAUGAAGAUGAUGGUGUUAUUGUGCCUUUGGAACAGGAAUAUGAAAAGAAACUCAGAGCCGAGUUAGUGGAAAAGUGGAAAGCAGAGAGAGAGGCUCGGCUGGCAAGAGGAGAAAAGGAAGAGGAGGAGGAAGAGGAGGAAGAGAUCAACAUCUAUGCAGUCACGGAGGAGGAGUCGGAUGAGGAAGGCAGCCAGGAGAAAGGAGGGGAUGACGGACAGCAGAAGUUCAUUGCUCACGUCCCCGUUCCCUCGCAGCAAGAGAUUGAGGAGGCACUGGUGCGAAGAAAGAAAAUGGAACUCCUCCAGAAGUAUGCAAGCGAGACUCUGCAGGCCCAAAGUGAAGAAGCCAGAAGGCUCCUGGGGUAUUAGGACCCAGCUGGGGCUCUCCUUGAAGUUCUUCCAUCCCCCAGUGGUACCUCAGGACCCAGGGAUGCAGACAGGCAGGCUAGUGCUGAGCCCCAUUCUCAGCCUUCCUUCCCUCUCCUUAUCUCGUGCUGACUCGACGGUAGGGGUCUGUCCCUGGUCUUCCUGGUAGGUUUUGUACACAUAUUUUGCUACUGUGUGGAUCCAUUUAUUUUUAUUGUGGAGUGUAUACAACAGGUUGCGAACUGGCUGCAACUGUCUGAUUUUGCCUUGCAUUGUGAUUUUGAGGAGAGAAGAAUCAAUCAGUGGCAAACAUUUAAAAAUGCAAUUUUUUGCAGACCAAAGUAUAAUUUUUAAAAAAUGCAAAUUUUCUAAAAGACAAAUCUUCUCUUGAAAAAUGAGAUGAUGUGGCCACACGUGGUGGCUCACGCCUGUAAUUCCAGCACUUUAGGAGGCCGAGGCAGGCGGAUCACGAGGUCAAAAGAUCGAGACCAUCCUAGCCAACAUGGUGAAACCCCAUCUCUACUAAAAAUACAAAAAAAUUAUUCUAAUGCUGAGCGUGGUGGCGGGCACCUAUGGUCCCAGGUACUUGGGAGGCUGAGGCAGGAGAAUCGCUUGAACGCGAGAGGUAGAGGUUGAAGUGAGCUGAGAUCGUGCCACUGCACUCCAGCCUGGCGACAGAGUGAGACUCUGUCCCCCCCCAAAAAAAAAAAAGGUAGAUGAUAUGUCAGCCCUGAACAUGCACCCCACAGGUCAAUGACCAGGUCCCUCUGUGUCGGGCGCUGCUCUGGGCUCUCCAUGAGCCCCGCUCCACCUGCUCCACUUGCUCUUGCCUGGGUGGCAGGAAUUUGAGUUUGCUACUCCUGUUUUAUAACCUGUUCUGCAGAAACCUAUUUUUAUUAAAGAUUUUUAUAAGAAAGGGAAACCUCCAUGUCUUCAGCUUAUUCCCUUGGCCAACUGCUCUGAGGUGACAGUGGCAUUAGGAUGUGUAGCCAGUCACUGAGGGGCACUGCCUUCCUGCAGGGGAGUCCCUGAAGCCCCAGUCCCAAGUGUGGCAAGGACAGGACCAGAUCCCAGGAGCCUCGGUGGGAGUGAGCUGACCCACUGUGGCAUUUGUGGCCACAGCUUGUAGACAGAGCUCCUUGCAGUGGGCUGCACUGUGGCCUGCUGAGAGCACACAGUGGACACGAACUGAGGCCAGAGCUUCUGAGUUUGCUGUCUGAGUUUGCUCUGGGGUCUGGGCAGUCCUGUGGUUUGGGCAGAGGCCUCAGAGGGCCUUAGGGACAGACUGAUCCUGGUCUGAGCCUCUGGGGAGCGUGGGGGUGGCUAGGCUCGGACAGGCCUGGUUAUGGGUUUGUCUUCCAAGGGGCACACUCAAGUGCUUCCUGGCAUUCAGAAGAGAAUGGGGAAUUCAAACAUCAGGCCUUCUCCCUGGGAAGGAUGACAGGUGCUUGGAACCAGGCCUGUCUUGAAAGCUUGGGCUCUGGGCCUUCCUCCUCCAGUCCCCUGUUCCAGGCCUUCAGUGUACAAACCACUCCCCUCCUGGGAUCUCUUCUCGGCUCCCUGGGAUGCAAACUGGCCAGGGGUUGGGAUUCCACAUUUGAGGAAACAGGCUGAGAGUGGAGAAGCACCCAGCUGGACAUCCUCUAGGUAUUCCUGGCAGAAACCCUUGCUACUUGUCUGCCCAGAGGCCCUAGAGGGUCCUAGAUGUGGGACAAGGUCUCAGCAGGGCUCCAGUCCUAGGCCUGGAAACAGCUGGAGGUGGGGGAAGCUGGCUGGGUGGGUGUGGUCAUCUUUUCCCAGCUUGUGGCCCGUCUCAGGAGGCUUUGUUUGGUUAAUAAAAUCUGCUGAAUGGUUUAUAUUA
Molecule: messenger RNA, 4535 nt
Organism: Chlorocebus sabaeus (green monkey)
Lineage: Eukaryota; Metazoa; Chordata; Mammalia; Primates; Cercopithecidae
Gene: ISY1
Product: ISY1 splicing factor homolog
Biological process (GO): generation of catalytic spliceosome for second transesterification step
Source: RefSeq, a predicted model, not a curated record